UAGCGCUUGGCGCCAGCUUCGGAUUACGGCCGGCCCUGCGAUCGUGCGGCCAGUGUGCGUGCGUGGGGAGUGCGGCGCGAGAGCGUGCCGCAUCACACUGUGCUGCAGCCAUGGAGUUCAUGGUGUGCGGCAAGCAGGUGAUCAUUGUACGCGGAGAGGAGGACGUGGCCAGGGCUGUCCGCAUUCGCCGCUGGAGAGGGGCCAGUGGUGAUGGUGCUGCCGGAGCUAGAGUUUGCUGACAGCUCCCGCCUCAAGCCGCUGCUGAUGGUGACACCGAGCGAUGGCGACCAGGACGCCUUGCGCAUCUCUCUGCUCGAUGAGAUCAGAACCUACGUUAGUAGCCUGACCGGCGCCGCCGAACGGAACGAGCUGCCCGUCUGCGUGCUGCGCUCCGUGCUGAGCUUCCUGGGCGGCCCGCCGGCCGGCAAGCGCUCGUCGCGAGGCCCAGCGCUCUGCUCACCGAUGCGGGUGUGGCUGACGAUGGCACGCAUCAGUGAGCAGCGUUUCGACGUCGGCCUGGUAGGCCGCGCGCGCAAGCGCCACCACACGCACGUCGGCCAGACGACGGCGGGCUGGCACGUCAAGCGACGUCCUCGGCGGCGCCACCGCACGGCGCCAGCUGACCCCAGCCGCUGCCUGGUGCACCGGCUCGAGCUGUCGACGCUGCCAGAAGCGCACGAGCACCCGCUCGACCGGUUCAUGGCGGCGCGCACUGUGCGCUACUGCUGCCGCAAGCCCUCAUACAAAAGCGGGGCUGACUGGGUUGGCUCCAUGUGGACCAGCUGCUGGCGCGACGAGGUGGUGUACGAGACACGUAUGCGCCAGCGCCGCCUGCUGCGCGGACUGACGCCGCGGCCGCCGCAGGGCCCGGUCGAGCCCGAGCCGGAGUCCGGGCCCGAGACCGAGAAGAAGACCCCAUGCGUGCUGGUGCAGCAGGCGGCCGCCGUUGGGAAGACGGUGGCUUCUUGGAUGAGGCUGCAGGCGGCGGUGGCGCGGUAUGUGGCGCGCGGCAGCAAGCAGGAGCAGCGACGUACGUCAGCACCGGCCCGCCUGUCGUUCUGGCACCGCCUUUUCGCCCUGCUGGCGCCGAGUGCACCGGAGGGCGAGCUGCAACCGCUGGAGGUGGCUCAGGAGGCCACCGAUGCCCGCGUGAAGGCCAUACUCCUCUACCAGAAGUACAACCUGCCCAUCAUGUUCAGGAUGAUGCGCAGUGACUCUGGUUAG
Pollicipes pollicipes is the source of this 1224-nucleotide messenger RNA. RefSeq lists its product as uncharacterized. The record is from RefSeq and is a predicted model, not a curated record. Lineage: Eukaryota; Metazoa; Arthropoda; Thecostraca; Pollicipedomorpha; Pollicipedidae.